AUGCCCUCUGUGAUUUUGCGUUUUACUUUUUCUAACGGUUAUCCGUCAGAAAAUGGUCCAAAAUUUGAUAUUUCAGCUCCAACUUUGCGAAAGGAUCAGUACUCAGAGUUAUUGCUGAUCCUGCGUAAUUUGUGUGAAGCGUCCGUUGGCACUCCUGUAAUAUACUCAAUGAUUGAAACUAUUAGGUCUUUUCUUGGAAACCUAUCGGACGGGGCUGAUGUGGCCACACCUGAUGUUCACGAAACUUCCGUAAAUGCUUGUAUCCGAAAAUCAGGUGUUGAAACUAUUUACACUCUGCCAAGCGUUCGUGACCAUGUGGCUUCCGUGGGUCGGCGUUUACCGCUUGCGUUCGGAGUGAUCUGCCCCACAAUUUAUCAUGGUGACAUAGUUACCGAUCGCAAGAGUGUGUUUCAGGCUCAUUGCUGCCGGGUUUCAUCUCUUCCCGAAGUAUCGGCUUUUAUCAGCACGGUGCUUGAAGACAAAAAAGUAUCUACUGCAACUCACAAUAUAGCUGCUUGGUAUCUCCGCACAAAGAUAAACCCCAACGCGUCCAAAGCGUCGCUUGUUGCAGAUUACGAUGACGACGGGGAGGCUCACGCAGGUGGCCGUUUGCUUCAUUUUAUCACUAUGGCUUGUGUGGAUGGCGUCGCUGUCAUGGUCACGAGAUGGUUUGGUGGAAUUCACUUGGGGCCUGACAGAUUCAGACACAUUAACAAUGCCGCCAGCCAGCUUCUAACACAGCAGGGACUUACAAAAGGUACCGCAACCAUUCCCAGUAACCAAACAAAAACCAAAGACCGAGUCAAGAAAAGGAAGUAA
Molecule: messenger RNA, 819 nt
Organism: Mesocestoides corti
Lineage: Eukaryota; Metazoa; Platyhelminthes; Cestoda; Cyclophyllidea; Mesocestoididae
Source: the annotation of a GenBank genome assembly